Molecule: messenger RNA, 2089 nt
Organism: Amyelois transitella
Lineage: Eukaryota; Metazoa; Arthropoda; Insecta; Lepidoptera; Pyralidae
Gene: gsb-n
Product: protein gooseberry-neuro
Exons: 6
Coding region: 432-1817 (461 amino acids)
Biological process (GO): regulation of transcription by RNA polymerase II; anatomical structure development
Molecular function (GO): RNA polymerase II cis-regulatory region sequence-specific DNA binding; DNA-binding transcription factor activity, RNA polymerase II-specific
Source: RefSeq, a predicted model, not a curated record
CUCACGCGCAGAAAAAAAGAUAACGCGAUCUAUCGAUCUUUUUUCAAAUCGAAAAAAUAAGUUUGAUAGGCUUCAUGGCUAUAGUUGGACAAACUUGACGUCUACAAACGAACGUGCCGGCCGGAUAUUUUCCAUCACAAUUUAUGACUUCGUUAUUAAUUUGACAUGUUUUAAUUAUGUAAAUAAGAAUGGGUGAUAAUCAAUUUAAAUUAUGUGUUACGAUCUCGUUCGCUUAAUUUAAUGCAAACAGAUAUUUAUCAUUCAUUUGUGACGUUUUCACGGUGUUAAUUCGAGCUUUAUGUUAUGUUUUUUAUUGAGAGUUAGUCAGUUGUGCGCCGGUAAAAUGUCUGAUAUUCUACCUCAGUGGAGUCGGCUUUAGUUUCGUGAACAUUCGUGGUAAAUGGAACUGUAACACUGACUUACAUACCAUUAUGGAACGCCACCAAAAUGGUAUGGAUGUGUGGGUAGGGCAAGGUCGCGUCAACCAACUAGGAGGAUUGUUCAUCAACGGUCGUCCGCUGCCGAACCACAUCCGCCUGAAGAUCGUGGAGAUGGCGGCGGCGGGGGUCCGGCCUUGCGUCAUCUCGCGGCAGCUCAGGGUCUCCCAUGGCUGCGUUUCCAAGAUCCUCAAUAGAUACCAGGAGACUGGGUCCAUUAGACCAGGCGUGAUUGGAGGUUCCAAACCCAGGGUGGCCACUCCAGAGGUAGAGGCCAGAAUAGAAGAACUAAAGCGACAGAAUCCCGGAAUAUUUUCUUGGGAGAUACGAGAAAAAUUACUGAAGGAGGGCGUGGCUGAUCCACCCAGUAUUUCAUCAAUCUCCAGGUUACUACGAGGUGGAGCGAGGGACCCUGAUGGAAAGAAAGACUACAGCAUUGAUGGAAUUUUAGGCGGCCGAGGAUCAGAUUCUUCGGACAUCGAGUCGGAACCAGGUUUGACGUUGAAGAGAAAGCAGCGGCGAUCUCGUACAACCUUCACGGGAGAACAACUGGACGCUUUAGAAAGGGCGUUCCACCGUACCCAAUACCCUGAUGUGUACACAAGAGAAGAGUUGGCAUUGCAAACCGGGCUGACUGAGGCUAGAAUACAGGUUUGGUUCUCAAAUCGUCGAGCGCGCCUGCGAAAACAUACAGGAUCCAACACUACGCCUAGUCUAGCUGGCUACUCUACCUUACCAAUGCCUCAGAUACCAUGUCCCUACCCCGCUGGAGAAAUACCAUCUCUAAAUCCGCACCAUACACAACAUCCUGAAUCAUGGCAUCAUCAAAAAUACGCAAAUUAUAAUCAAUUAAUGGCUCAAUCACAACAUCUGAACCAGGCUUUCCAAAGUGCUGCUUUCCCUAGUACUUCAGGGUCAACAUUCGGCCACCUGGUGAGUGGCAGCAAUGGAUCUGCACAUAGUCAAUUAUUAGACGCCGCCGUACCAAGGAAUGACUACGCAAGAUACCCUGCCAACGAUAUUUAUAACAAACCUAUAAACUAUUUACCAAAAGAAGCCGAUGACGAAGAAAAGGUUCCUAAUGAGGAAUUAAUAGAAACUAGAGAAGAUACGUUCGUGAAGCCAGGAGAAGAUUUUAACAAAACGUUACCUAGCAAUGAUUAUCCUAAAGUUCCUGCAGAUUAUUCCAAAGUACCGGUUGAUCCAUCUUCAUCUGCCAAUUGGAGUCCUUCUCAAAAUUCUUUAAAUAUGAGUUUAGCUGGAAUAUCUAGCGAAUACAAGUACAUGAAUGAUCCAUAUUCUUUUUCGAAUAUUCCUGAUCCUCUCAGUCAACAUAAUUACCCAGCUCCACCUAACCCUGCUAAUAAAUAUUGGAUUUGACAUAUUACCUUCUGGUUUACUACGGAUAUAAAUUUUCGGUGUAAUCGAAAUGUAUUCUAUUAUAUUGUGAUAAUAUUCUAUCAAAAUGUCACGUAUUAUCUACCUGCGACUAAAUAGCUAUGAUAAUUACACAUUACAAAAAAAUAUGAGGAAUGGACAUUGAAGUAGUUCUACUUAGGAGAUUAAGUAAUUAUAUUAAAUAUAUUUAAAUUUUCUUUUAAUAUAAAUUUUAUUUAAUUUAGAAAACAUUUGGAAAUUACCUCUGUUUUGCA